ACCCACACACGGAAGUAGACUUUGACAUCGGUGACUCUGUAAUCAGUUCGGUUUGUGUCUGUCUUCCAGAUAUUGAUAAAAUGGCGGCUGUGAACGUACAACAAGCUGAAAGUGCGUCAGGGUUUGUUGACAACUGGCAAGCGGGGAAGACCCUCGCUCAAUGUAAUUUACGCAUGUUCGAUGAGGAAGAGCUUUGUGACGUCACAUUUCGAGUUGGAAGUACAGGUCACGUGAGUAAGGCCCAUCGCUACGUGCUCAUCAGCAGAAGUUGUGUGUUCCACGCCAUGUUUACCGGCCCCCUGGCGGAGACGUCGGAAGUCAGUGUUCCGGAAAUAGAGCCUAAGGAUUUCAGACAGUUUCUCUUAUACCUUUACACAGACAACACAACUGUUGAUGCUGACAACGUAACAGCUCUACUGUACGCCUCCAGAAAAUAUGCCAUCACCGCCUUAGAAUCACAAUGUCUGGAGUUCCUGGAGAAACACCUCAACGUUGACAACGCCUGUGUGAUUCUAGAUGCUGCUCAUCGGUUUGAUCAAAGCCAGUUGUUUCAGAAGGCCUUCACCUUGAUUAAAGAUACAGGUGAGAGGUCACUACAGUCAUCUGGUUUCCUGACACUGAGCCAAGUGUUGUUGCAGAAGAUUGUGGAGUCAGAUGAUUUGUUAGCCGAGGAGCACGUCAUCUUUAGCGCCGUUAACUCCUGGGCAGAGGCAGAGUGCAGACGUCAGGGAAGGGAGGUAACUCCUGAGAUCAAGCGAACAGUUCUUGGAGAGACUUUACUGAAAGUAAGAUUUCCUCUUUUGGAGCAAAAGUUCCUGGCUAGCGACGUUAAAGCUAGCGGUCUCUUGACUGAACAGGAGCGUCUCACGAUCUUUGAAUAUAUUGGAUGCCCUGACAAUCAUGUGAAACCCUUCAACACUAGUCAAAGAAAACAAACAAUUGCGCAUUCUAUAACAAGGUUUUCAACACAAUACCUAUCAGAAUGGUCAGUUAGUGGUAAAAGGUACGAUUCUGUGUCAUUCAAAAGCAGCCGCAACCUGAUGCUCUGUGGAUACAGCCUGUAUGGACCUUUCCGUGAGACUAAACCCGCUACCUACUUUGUCACCACCUACUUUGGGAACGUGGAAGAUGUUCUCCAGUGCAGGAUUCAAGAUAAAACUGAGUACAAAGUCAACAGUCAAGUGUUUGAUGUGGUGUUUGAGAAGCCUGUUGCUAUGACAACGGGAGUAUGGUAUACUCUGGCAGUGCUGAUACAAGGCGGUGAUACGUGGCGAGGACAAAAUGGAAAGAGAGAGAUUUUAUGUGCUGACGGUGUUCGUUUUACCUUCGGGAACUCACAACACAGCACGAAUUACACUAACGUCGAUGGAGGGCAGAUUCCAUCUCUCCUCUACCAAGUUGUAUGAACAUUACCAUCUAGGGAACAAUUCCUUAAAUAUAUUUUCUUUUACAAGUGUCAUCAAAAUAAUCGUAAUUUUGGUUCGCAUUUUCGUUACCCCACUUACAACCUAUUUCAAAUUACAUAUUGUUCAUGCAGAGGCUUACACCUGCCUUACACCGCGUCCAAAACCUGAAUCAGACUGCAGUAUUUGCGUUGCAAUCUGAUGACGUUUAGUCAGUAAAUAGUAAUUCUGGAUACUGAGUGAAUAACAAUAUAAUGACGGAAAUGAAAUAAUGUCACUUGAGAAGCUGCACACUUUCCAACUUAAAAAAACACAGCGUUUCACAUCAAUUGUUUCUGCAGAAAUGUGAAAAGAUUAGAAUUCAUCUUCCAAGUUAAGUGCUUUACCACAUGUGAUCGUAGAGGCCAAGCUGGCGUUACUGUUUACUUAUAGUCGGGAGAUAUGACGGAACAUAUUUGGGCAAAGUACAUUGAGAAGAAACAUUAAGAAUUAACUGUAACCGUAUACGUCCAUUAUAUCCUAUUUAUAUCCUAUUAAUAUCCUAUUAAUAUCCUAUUUAUAUCAGUGAUUAAAGUCAUAGCACUUUGUACAUAGGUCAUGGUUAGAUGGUGUGCGUUCCAUCAAAUAUGUUUGAAUGCAUAUAGGCCGAAGUACAUUGUAACACUAAGUCUUUAAAAAUAAAUCAAUAAUAUACAUGUAAUUAGCAGUUGUCUCCACAAAACAUUCCCUUUCACACCCUCUGCCGCCAUAACAGAUGCUAUUAUAUCUGAAUAAAAGUGACAUACUGCAAAAGCAGGGUCGAUUUACGA
This is a messenger RNA of Haliotis rufescens (red abalone), 2212 nucleotides long. RefSeq names its product BTB/POZ domain-containing protein 6-like. Gene Ontology annotation, cellular component: cytosol. The record is from RefSeq and is a predicted model, not a curated record. The coding region runs from base 81 to 1406 and encodes 441 amino acids. The transcript is spliced from 3 exons. Gene Ontology annotation, molecular function: protein binding. NCBI's taxonomy places the organism in Eukaryota, Metazoa, Mollusca, Gastropoda, Lepetellida, Haliotidae. Gene Ontology annotation, biological process: neurogenesis.